Cutaneotrichosporon cavernicola is the source of this 4614-nucleotide messenger RNA. RefSeq lists its product as uncharacterized. Gene Ontology annotation, cellular component: microtubule associated complex. The coding region runs from base 1 to 4614 and encodes 1537 amino acids. Gene Ontology annotation, molecular function: ATP binding; microtubule binding; microtubule motor activity. The record is from RefSeq and is a predicted model, not a curated record. The transcript is spliced from 7 exons. NCBI's taxonomy places the organism in Eukaryota, Fungi, Basidiomycota, Tremellomycetes, Trichosporonales, Trichosporonaceae. Gene Ontology annotation, biological process: spindle elongation; microtubule-based movement; mitotic spindle organization.
AUGUCGGGCACGGCCAUUACUCCACGCCGCCGGGCGUCGCUUGUGGCCUCUCCCACCCCCAAUACCCCCUCGUCCAUCCCUCGCCCCCAGUCUGCAUCUGGUCGAUACAAGAUUGCCAUGGCGAUGCCUAGCUUGGCCGACACGGUGACCUCAAACACGGCCGCAAGUGGCGACGACGCAGAGAAGGGUCAAGUUCGCGUCGUGCUGCGUAUCCGACCAUCGGAGCCAGCAGACCCCACCAUUGCUCCUCGCCACCGCCAGGUGCUCGUGCACCCCAUCUCGCAGAAUGAUAUCCGUGUCAGCGUCGACCCAGCAGUGCUCGCGGGCACCAACACGAUCGUGUCGUCGGCCAAGCGCCAUCCCACCUUUGCGUUCGAUCACGUUAUGGGCGAGCAGGCAUCGCAGAUGGACAUGUACGAUGUCGUGUCCAAAGACCGCAUCGAGGACUUCCUUCGCGGCUUCAAUGUGACAUAUUUGGCAUACGGUCAAACAAGCUCUGGCAAGUCGUACUCGAUGGGUACGACGGGCGAGGAUGCCGACUACUUGGACUUGGAGGACGACUCUAGAGCUGGCCUCAUUCCCCGCACUGUGGAGACAGUAUUUCGCCGCGCAGACGAGAUCCGGUUGGCCUCGGGCCCAGGCGCUUCCUGGGAGUGCCGGGUAUCCUUCCUGGAGCUCUACAAUGAGGACAUGAUUGACCUCUUGGCGAACACUGGCAUGCCCGUGUCCAUCCGCGAGAAUGCGGACGGGCGCAUCGUGUGGUCAGGUGUUCGCGAGAUCAAGGUCUCCAACGUGUCCGAGGUCAUGACCCUCCUGCGGGAGGGCUCGACGCGUCGUCGCACCGGCGAGACCAAUAUGAACGCCACCUCGUCCCGAUCCCAUGCCGUCUUCUCCCUCACCCUUAUCCAGUCGCGUCGCGUUGACAGCUCUCACGACAGCGAGGACGGGCCUCGAACGCCCAAUGGCCGCCGGCCGCACUCCGUCAUGCUUGGAGGCGGAUCCCGCUCUUCCACCCCAGUCUUCUCCCGCGGGCCUCCAUCCAGCUACGGCAAACUCGGAGCAGGCCGUCCCAACAGCGUGCACGUCGGCGCCAUGGGCCGCGGCUGCGACGAUGAGAUGGUCGUGUUAACGAGCAAGUUCAACAUGGUCGACUUGGCCGGCUCGGAGCGCCUCAAGCGCACCGCCGCCCAGGGAGAACGCAUGAAGGAGGGCAUCUCCAUCAACAGUGGUCUCCUUGCUCUGGGAAAUGUCAUCUCGGCCCUCUCCGAACCUGCCAAGAACCGGGGACACAUUCCGUACCGCGACUCGAAGCUCACACGCUUGCUCCAAGACUCCAUUGGAGGCAAUGCGAUGACGACAAUGAUUGCGUGUAUUUCUCCACUCGAGUACAACAUUAGCGAGACGCUCAACACAAUCAACUACGCAUCGCGAGCCAGGCGGAUCAAGAACUCUGUGCAGAAGAACCAGGCUGAAGUUGGAUGGGACGACAUCGACCACUUGCGCAACACGGUCACAAAACUGCGUGCCAAGCUUGCAACGAUAGAGACUGAGGGUCCGCGUGAAACCCGGAGCCGUGGCGCGAACGGUGCCAACAACGAGGAAGCACUGCUGCGCCAAGUAGCCGAGCUUCAAGACAAGCUUACGGACCUGGAGGAUGAGUUUAGUCAUCUCCAGGACCAAUACUUCCAUAAAUGCCGUGAGAUUGUGGCCCUGAGCGACCCCGACCAGUUUGAGGACGAAGACGACAAGCUCCGGCAGUUCAACGAGACGAUUGAGCCCGUCGUUCUGGAGUACGAGAAAGUUGUUGCUUCCUUGACUUCGCAGUUGGCUGAGGGACGUGCAUCGUCUGCGCUGGCACAACAGGCACACGAGGAGCAGGCCAUGGAUCUCACUAAGACUCAGGAGCGUCUGAGCGAGCACGAGGCCUAUGUGACCGAGCUCAAGAGUCGCAUUGCCAAGCUCACCGAGCGCAACGACUCGUCCGAGGCCUACAUUCGCGAUCUCGAGACCAAGUUCCGUGGUUUCACCGACAAUGACGACCGUCAAACGGAGAUGAUCACCGGCCUCACCUCCGAGAUCCAGCAGCUCAAGACCGAGUCAGUCAAGAGCAACACAUACAUCUCGCAGCUUGAGGCACGCGUUGCCACCGCUGAAGCCCGCAGUGCCGAGCUCGCGCAACUCGUUGAGCGGUACGAGCAGGAGGCUGAGCAGCGCGAAAAGGCGAUCGCCGACCUCGAGGAGCGUCUCUCCUUGAUCGACAGCCAGCCCAACGUCGAUAUGCUGCUCGAGGAGAUCGAGACGCGGGACCGUCGCAUCGAGACUCUCGAGGCCCGCCUCCAGGAGCACUCUGAGACGGCUCCUUCAACCAGCCGGCGCGACCUCUCCACGAUUGUGGAGAAAGGCCCGUCAACACCACCCGAGACGCCGCCUGUCUUAAGAACGAUUGCUGAGGACGCCGAGUCAGAGGUCGACCUCCUCCGUAAGGACAACGAGGUUCUCAUUGCGCGCCUGCAGGAGGUUGAGGCUCGUCUGGAGCAGAUUCAGCACGGUCCUGCAACCCCGACGCUCGAGCCUCCUAGCGAGCGGGACGAGGAGCUCGAGGACGAGGAUAGUGCUCGUGUUCCUGACUCCCCGAACAAGCGCGGAAGCACCAGCAACGACUCGAGCGAGUCCGACACGGCUCUCCAGACGCCAAAGCUCACCAGCCGCGCCGUGUCGCCGCAGAUCCACGACGACCCCUUGCACCAGGCCAUGAUGCGCUCUCCGUACGCCCAGUCGCGGUCAGGCGACUUCCGCAACUCUACGCGGUCCGAGCAGCUCCGUCUGCUGCGACCCCUCUCCCUCUCUCAGGGCCUCUCGGGCUACGCCUACGCCACGUCGUCGCCGCGUUACUCGUGGAGCUCGUCUCCAUCCAACGGCAUGGCAUUCGAACGCUCGCCCAAGGCUGAGCGCUUCCCCAAGCGCCAGUCGAUGCCAUUCGACUCGUUGAAGCCUCUCCGCUCUGUUCAGUCGCUAGAGAUCGACCUCUCGCUUCUCCAAAAAACUGUCGCCGACCGCGAGGCACAGUUGCGCCAGCGUGAGGCCGAAAUCCAGUACCUCAAGCGGUCGCUUGAGAAGAGCUCUGCUUUCACCAAUGGCUCCCCUCUCAACUCUGACGAGGUUAUCGAGCGCCUGCGGGAAGAUCACUCGAACGAGAUCCAGAAGAUGUUCAGGGAGCACAAGCUCGCUCUGGACGACCUUGAACAGACUCACAAGCAGACAUUCAAGUCUGUGUCCGAGGAGCUCCACAAGGCGAGGGAGGGGCACGAGCGCGAGCUUGAGGAGCUCAACUCGUCCCACAAGACCAAGAUGGACGAGUUCGAGGCACGUCAAAAGACCGAUUCUAGCGAGACUGUUGAGCUCCGCACGGCUCUGGAUGCUGCUUGGGAGGAGGUCGCUGCAACUGGUCGGCGUCAGGAGACGGAGCGCAACACCCUGACAUCGGAACACAACCAGAAGGUGGCAGAGCUUGAAGAACGGCACGCCGCCGUGCUUGGUGCUCUGCAGGGCGAGCUCACGGCUAGCGCUAACUCGCUUGAGUCGAUCCGCGAGGAGCUUGCAGCUGCCACCGAGGCAAAGGAGCGCGCGGAGAAGGAUUUGGCCAACCGCCCCGACGUCAAGGACCUGAUUCCUCUCGAGGAGCACAACAUUGUCGUCCAGGCAAUGGAGGAGAUGGAAAAAGCGCUCACCGCUGCAGAGGACGAGAAGAGGCAACUCAAGAUCAGCGCCGACCAGGUCAAGUUUGAGCUGUCCAAGAUCCGCGACGAGCACGAGAUGCAGCGCUCUGGCGACAUCACUCGAGUCGCAGAGCUCGAGAAGCGCUGCUCGACCCUCUCCGCCGACAACGCCCAGCUCCAACAGCAGGUCGAGCGCAACCGCGACUCGAAGACGUCGAUCAUUGACUCUCGCAGCUCGCGCACCAAGCUGCCACCUAUCGGCCCUCCCCCGACCGCCCCGUUGCCGCCAUUGCCAGCUGGUCGCGAGGCGAUCAUGUCGCCCACGCUCACCAACUCGUCGCUCCCACGCAUGUCGCACCACGAGGGCUCGAUCGAGAGUGCGCGGUCAUCACGGUACGACCACGACUCGCACGACGGGCACAACGCGAGAUCCGCAUCCCAUGCGUCCAUAGUGCGGCCAGACAGCGUGGCUACCAACGCCGAGGUCGAGCGCGACCGUGCGUUCACUGAGCGCGAGGAGGCGCUGCGCCAGAUCUCGGAGACCGAGGAGAGACUCCUUGAACUCAAGUCGCAGCUCGAAACCGAGCAGCGCAACAACGAGGCGUUCACCAAGGACCUGAUCGAGCUGCGCAAGACCAACUCUAAGCUCAAGGUCCGCGUCGACGACGUCAACCGCGAGCUUACCGAGCUCAAGCGCGAGCGGGACAGCUUGCGCCGCGACGUGGUCGAGAUGAAGAACGAGCUUGCCGACGCGCAGUACGAGCGGAUAGCCGACCGCCAGCGCCUCGAGGGCGCGCGCAAUGAGGUGCAGCAGUACAAGGCGCAACUCGAACGUGCAGUCGACCGCAAGGUCAACAAGCGCUCUGAUCAGAAGCUCAAGGCAAUGCUUCUAAUCUAG